AUGGCUUCCAAAACUCUUGCCAUUGUUCUCCUCUUCAACAUCAUCUGCUUCACUGCAGUUAACGCUACAGGUUGUCCCAAUGCCGGAAAUUUAGUUACGGUGUGUGCAGAUUUGUUGAAUGGAGUGGUCAAGGUUUCUCUGCCAGCAGGAACCGAAUGUUGCACACUUCUCAAAGGCAUUGUGGACGCAAAUGCAGCAGUUUGUCUUUGUACCGCUGUUAAAGCUAAUAUCGGAAGCCUUCUUCCCUUGUUGAACAUUCCCCUAGCUGUCAGCCUUACACUCAAUGCUUGUGGUGUUCCAUCGGGUAUUCCAUGCCUCUAA
This is a messenger RNA of Raphanus sativus (radish), 321 nucleotides long. RefSeq names its product 14 kDa proline-rich protein DC2.15-like. The transcript has a single exon. NCBI's taxonomy places the organism in Eukaryota, Viridiplantae, Streptophyta, Magnoliopsida, Brassicales, Brassicaceae. Bases 1 to 321 code for a protein of 106 amino acids. The record is from RefSeq and is a predicted model, not a curated record.